AUGAUCAGUAGCGGAGGUAAUAUUGGAGACAAUUUAACCCUUAGUACUGUAACAUCAACAUCAACAUCAACAUCAACAUCAACAACUGAAGAUACUAAAAAAAAUCAUCAACUAAACAACAACAACAAUACAAUCAUUGAAACCUCACCUUCAAGUUCAUCUACAACUUUGAUUUCAUCACCUUCUUUAUCAUCAUCAUCAUCAAGUAGUAGCAGUAGUAACAGUAAUAGUACAGUUAAUCAUCAACAACCAUCAAAUAAUACUAACAGUAAUAAACAUCACAAUAAUCAUCAACAAUCUACUUCUUUAAACAUGUCAAGUUCAAAAACAGCAACAUCGCCACCCCCAACAGUGACAACACCAAAUGACGGCCAAUCGACCAGCAACUCUUCAUCACCACCACAUCUUUCAAAUAGUACCAAUAGCAAUAAUAAUAAUAAUAAUAAUAAUGCAACUACCAAUUUGGCAUCACCAUCGUCUUCGGUACCACUUGUUUGUACUACAUGUCAUCAAAAGAUUGUUCAAGAUGUAAGAGAGCUGUCGGAACGUGUCAUACCAGGGUUCCACGACAACAAGUACUCUUUUACUUGUAAGAAUUGCUCUUCCUCUAAAACACCUAUGCUCUUUCAUCUUGGCAAGUCUUGGAAAUGUGUCAUUCAUACUGCAUUGUACAACUUGGAAAGGUUAACUGGUAAUCGUUUCUUUCAUCAUACUGAAGUCACUUCCUAUGUUGUCAAAUAUCCAAAUGUUUUCCUUCAUGAUAAAUCUUUAGCUGAUAUAUCAAAAGCUGUAUCAAUGGCAUUUUUUAAUAACAAAGGGUAUUUUGUUUCUGGAGGACCAUACACUGGAAAAUGGGCUAAUCCAAGACCGAGCGAAGUCGAGAGUUUGGACAAUGAAAACAUCGAUUCUCCAUUGGGAGAAGGUAACAUUAACGCCAUUGAAACGAUCAGUAGUGGCGGUGAGCAAGAUCGUGAAACACUACGUGAACGUGCAAUGCAUCGUGAUACUAUUUCCUCUACAACAAACUCUAACAACAAUAAUAAUAAUAAUAUUGGUCACAACAACAAUGAUAAAGACCAUAGAAUGAUGAGUAGAAGUAAUAGUCGUGGUCGUAGUGGUAGCCGUGGAAAGAAUAACCAUAGUAGUAGCCACAGUCGUAGCCGAUCAAGAAGUCGUAGUCGCAGUGACAGUCGGUCUGGUUCGGACAGUGACUCGGGAGGUGGCGGUCGAUACCGUCGCGAGUACAUCUCGAGUUCGUCACGUUCUUCCUCUCGAUCUCCAUCAGACACGGAAUCCGAAGGAGAAGAGACACCUGCCGACAAGACCGCAACUAUCACCUGCAACCAAUGUAAAAACGACAUUGUUCUCGAGUUUAGUCUCAAUCGAGUACUUCCCGGUCCAUUUGACAAAAACUAUGAAUACUCUUGUAAAUAUUGUCAAAAUGGUCCCGGUAUUUUAAAACAUCAUCCUAAAUCUUGGACAAAGAUUAUACAUACAACAUUACAUAAUCUAGAGAUGGAAAAGGGAGUUAGAUAUCAUGCUAGAAAGGAUAUAUUCCAGUAUAUUGCAUCACAUCAAAAGGACUUGGUGUCUGAUCCAAAGCAAGAUGUGAGUUUACCAAUCAUCAAUUAUAUCUUGUCGUCGGGCAGAAGUCUGUUUGUCAACUCGGUCAUGAACAACCGAUUGUGGUGUAAUAGAAAGAAACGUGAUCGUGUAGAGUUUGAUAGCAGAGGUAUCUUGGUACUUAGCAAAGAGGUGGCCAAGAAACGUUUGAAUCCUGGUGCUGCAGUUGUCAAUACUGAUACUGAUGGUGAUGAAGGUCUUCCACCUGUUAUUCAAUCAUCGUCGUCAUCCUCAUCAUCACAUACACAUCAUCAACAACAACAACAACAUCAUCAACAACACUCCUCAUCCUCUCAGAGUCAACCAUCAUCAUCAUCAUCAUCACAUCAUCAUCAUCAUGGUAGUGGAAGUCAACACCAAUCAUCUCAACAACAAUCUCAUCAAUCUUCUUCGUCGUCAUCAACUCAACAAGCAUAUCAUCAUAGUCAACAACAACCACAACAUUCAAAUCAAACUUCUACAGCCAAAUAUACUCCAUUGCAAUGUAGUCUUUGUAAAGUUCAAUAUCCAAAUGCUGCAUCUGAAUUAUUAGAAGGUAAACCAAAGAUGAUUAUUCCAAGUCAUAUUGAUUUUAGAUAUAUUUAUCAAUGUUCAAAGUGUAAUGAGAAAAAGGCUUCGACCCUUUCACAUUUACCAAAAUCAUGGAAGGUCAUUGUUCAUACCACUCUUUAUAAUUUGGAAUUAACAAGUGGUCAAAAGUUUUCUUCAAACAAAGCUCUUUAUUCUUUUAUCUCUGAAAAUGCAAAUACCCUUUUAUUAGGUGGUAAAACAAUUGAUUAUUUGAACAAGAACCUUAGUGGAGUUUUAUCAUCGUAUAAAAAUCUAUUUUGUUCAUCUGGUAGAAAUAUGUGGGGUAAUGUUGGACAAGAUGACAAAAAAGGAUCACACCAUGUUUCAUUGAGUGGUGGUGGCGGUGGAGGAGGAGGUAUUGCCUCUUUGUCUUCAACUUCUUCCAAUUCAUCAGCUUUGGUUCCAUCCAAUUCAAACUCUAAUAUGUUUAUUGAUGAUGACGACAGAAAUAUCAUUUCAGAUGAUGAAGCAAAGAUUACAAAGAAAAUGAAGUUAACAAUCAAUCAACCAAUAUUAAAUACUUCCAACAACAAUAGUAGCAGUAGUAGUAUCGGUAGUACUAGCACUACCAACAGUAAUACCAAUAGUAAUGUUGGAUCAAGUAAAGAUUUGGUAUUUAAAGAUAUGAGUAUGGGUAUAAUUAAUAAUAGGGAUAAUAACAACAACACUAAUAGUAAUAAUAAUAAUAAUAAUAAUAGUAAUAGCAACAACAAUAGUAGCAGUAAUAACAAUAGAGGAGGGGAAAAUAAUAAUAGUAAUUUUGUAAAUAAUAAUAAUCUUGAAUUUGAAGAUAUGUGUAUGGAUAUGUCAACACCUUCAACAAAGGAUAAUAGUGGUAACAAACGUAAAUAUAAUAGUGAGAGUACUACUCCACCAUUAUUUAAUCAACAAUCAUCACAAAACAACAACAAUAAUAAUAAUAAUAAUAAUAAUAAUAAUAAUAAUAGUAGAAAUGGUAAUAUAUCAAUUAAAUAUAAACCAAAACCAACAUCUUCAUCAUCAUCAUCAUCGUCAACAACAUCUUCAUCAACCACCACAUCAACCACACCAUAUGUACCAAGAACCAAUAUCAACUUGACACCAAAUCAAACAUCAACCACAACAACAACAACAUUAUCAUCACGUCAACAACAAUCAUUUGAUGAAGAAACUGCUGAUGAAGGAACUGUAGAGAUUAAUAUCCACGAUGAAAGAGUUCAACAAUUGGUUGGAUUCUUGGAGGUCAAUGUUGAUGUCGACCUCAAGUGGUUGCGCAAGGAGAUUGAGGAUUUAGAAACACCUGAACUUCGCGGACUCGAGUUUAGAUUCCUUCACCGAAAGUCUCCGAUUGCACUCAAGCAAGAGAGUCAGUUUACGAUUCGUGACUGUCUCUUUUCAGUGCAGUCAAUGAUCACUGUUGGCAUCCGAUCGACCAUCCCACCAACGCCCAGUCCUCUUCCAAUGCACAAUGGCUCUGAUGUCAUCUCGUCGCUUGGUGCCAAUCCUCUCUAUGUCUUCUUUUCACAACUGCUCUCUAACCAUCACUCCAACACCUCUACUCCCUCUCAAUCAUCACCAUCAUUGUUGCAACUUGAAAAAGCUUCCAUCUCUUCCAUUUCAUCUCCUCCUCCCAAAGAGAAUCAAAGUAAAUUGGUCCAGCAACCAGCAACCAGUGUCAAUAACGGUGGUAACACUAGUACCAUUACAGAUGUUGAUAUGAUUGAAACAACACCAAAGAAAAUGAUUGUUCAAGUAGACGAUGAAAAGGAGAGAGAACAAGAAGAAGAACAAGUUCAUCAUCAUCAUCAUCACGAACAACAAAACAAAAUGAUUGAUAGUAUUAUCAAUUCCAAUUCCACCUCAACAUCACAACAACAAACACCAUCAACCACUCAACCACCCACUUCAUCAACAGACUUACCAUCCAAAUUGAAUAUUUCUUCAAAUGCUCCAACAACUAUCAUGUCAUCCUAA
This is a messenger RNA of Cavenderia fasciculata, 4146 nucleotides long. RefSeq lists its product as uncharacterized. NCBI's taxonomy places the organism in Eukaryota, Evosea, Eumycetozoa, Acytosteliales, Cavenderiaceae. The coding region runs from base 1 to 4146 and encodes 1381 amino acids. The transcript is spliced from 5 exons. The record is from RefSeq and is a predicted model, not a curated record.